This is a messenger RNA of Mycetomoellerius zeteki, 7497 nucleotides long. RefSeq names its product neurogenic protein mastermind (gene mam). NCBI's taxonomy places the organism in Eukaryota, Metazoa, Arthropoda, Insecta, Hymenoptera, Formicidae. Gene Ontology annotation, biological process: Notch signaling pathway; positive regulation of transcription of Notch receptor target. Gene Ontology annotation, cellular component: nucleoplasm; nuclear speck. The record is from RefSeq and is a predicted model, not a curated record. Gene Ontology annotation, molecular function: transcription coactivator activity.
AGAAAGAGAGAUUCGUGCCGCGAACGGUCACCGCGGGUGAAGGAGCCAAGGAGGUACCCGAUUGUGAAACCGCGAAAGUCGCUUGGGUGUCGCGGUUCUGUUCCCCCUUCCACUCGGCAUCGCCGCGACGAGAGUAACGCGAGGAAGCGUGAGGCGGAGCGAGACGGUGAGAGAAUGAGAGAGAGAGCGAAGAGGACAGCACGCGUUCGUAAGAUGGAGAGAGAAGGAGUGCGCGAGAGAAAGGACUCGAGCGGGCUCUUAUCGUCAAGUUAGUCGCGCGCGGCGAACCUUCCGUCCCACCGUCGUCGAAUCUUCCGUUGCGCGCGUUGCCGAGAGUGACAGUCGCGAACCCCGUGACCCGAGUUGCCAGAGCUCCGCUCGAGUAUCGGGACUGUUGGACGUUUUCCGCCUCCCUUCGGUGAGGGUGAAGGCAAUCUAAUCUAUCUAGUGUUUUCGAUUGGAAUCGUGAAUCAUUGCCGUGAACGCUGUAGACGUAACUAUAAAUGUGACUAAACAUACAGUAGCCGCGUACGAGGUGUUCGGGGAUUGUCGUGAUCGUGCGGUGUUUUGUUUGGUAUCUACAGGGAAGAGCAGACCGAAGAGAGAGAGAGAGAGAGAGAGAGAGAGAGAGAAAGAGAAAGCGGGCCGUGCGACGACGCGCGCACUAUCGCCCGCGCGGUCACGUGGAUCGGGAAACAAAAGGCGGAACGCGACCGUGUUCAUUGAUGACGAGUCCGUCGCGUCGAUGCCGUGCGCGCCGCGCCGGUGGCAUCGCGUUACGUUAGCUCUCAAGUUGGCGCGCUCCGCAUCGUAUAUAUGCGCGCGCGCGCGCAACCUCGACUCCGGAAUCUCCGGUCGUAACGCCGCGAAUUGAAUCGUUCGCGAAACAGCGGCAGGAGCAUCUGUGGUAAUUUUGCGUCGCAACAAGUGCCUAUGAGAGACAAGGGAAGAGACAGUCUUACCGUCUACUUGAUAAAACGAGAGUAUACGUCGUUCUCGCGAGAAGCGUGCGAAGCCUUUGGUGGACCGUAGGUUGCCGUACGUGUCGAUCUUGACCGCGGUCAAGCCCCGCGAGAGCGUGACACCGCCGCUCGGCCAGAUGCUCCCCUGCGCUCGGAAGUCAGGCACGAUCGUCGGCACGCCAGUGGGGUGGAUGCGGAGGAUGCGCGUCACGCAAACAACGGUGAAGCCGAUGGUAGAGGACGACGCGCGGUCGGCAUCGCGCGUUACAAUCGACCACCUUGGUGGCAAUCAUUGAGAACUGGCUUAUCCUGCGGUGGAUUUAGGGGGCUGUAUGGAGGCCGGGGGGCUCCUGCCCCGACAGCCCCCGCAAGGCCCCCCCGGCGUCGCCCCCGGCACCAUCUCCGUGUGCGCGGGCCAGGGCCCGAACGGGCACGCCGGCAACGUCCUCGGCCAAUCCGCGGCCGCGAUCCACGAAUUAAACGCCGGUCAGCUGGGCAUAGCCAGCCAACAGCAAUUGCACCUGCAACAGCAGCAGCAACAACAACAGCAUCAACAGCAGCAACAGCAGCAAAUGGGUCAAGCACCCGGUAUGGGUGAGGUACUCACCCCGAAGAGGCAGGCGAUCGUAGACCGCCUGCGACGAAGACUCGAGAGUUACCGGCGCAGACAGAACGACUGCAUCCCCAGGUUCGAUCAGAGUUUCAACGGAUUGUGCGAGCAGAACAUACAGGACACCUUGGUGCUGAAGCAACGCUUCCUCGAGAGCAAGGCCAAGCGGCAAGCCAAGAAGACGGACAAGAAGCAGAACGAUCCGAUCGGCCUCUCCAACGUUCACAUGCAGCCGAAAUUCCUCAAGAGGACGACCGAGGAGUUGGAGUCAGCCGGUGGUGCCAGUGGCGAUGGCGGCUUCGGCGAGCCGCCGGUUAAGCUGCAAUGCACGCAAGGACCUCAUCAGCAUCAACAGGGUCCUGGCGGUGGUGGUGGCGGUGGACCUCAUCACGGCCACGGCCAGCAUCAACCGGGGAACGGCGCGAACUCGACGGGUCCAACACCCGGUGGCGGUGGUGGCGGUGACGGGAACGAAGGUCUCACCAAGUUUCAAGUUCAGAUCGUACAGCAACUGGAAUUUACAACUUCGGCCGCGAAUAAUUCACAAGCCCAAGCAAUCUCUACGAAUGUAACGGUAAAAGCGUUAACGAAUGCAUCGGUGAAAAGCGAUCUUUUAAAUGCGUCAUCGUCACCAAAACCUGGUUCAGACACGUCUGCGUCAGCCGCUUCGAGACCGCAGCCCGGAAACGGCAGCGGCCCCGGAGGUCCUGGCGGACCCGGAGCUGGUGGUGGUGCCGGUGGCGCUGGCGGUAGCGGUGGAAUCGGUUGCGUUGACAUUGGUAAUCUAGUCGAAUGUAAACAGGAACCCGACAAUGAGUUUGUGGAUCUGGAACAAUGCGCUGCGGCAUUAGAGAAAGAUGCCGCGGCGAACGGCACUGGUUUCCCCGGCUUCUCCGAAUUCAUGGGUGAUGAUACUGGCGACGAGAUUAUCACGUCGGACGCAUUCAAGGAUCUCAUUUCCGAAAUAUCGGACUUCCAUCCGGAGUUUAUGAAGGACUUUGACUUUGAAGAUAAGAGCGUCGAUACGUUGGCGAACAAUCGGCGCAUCAACCGCAAUAAUAACGGUAUGCCAACGAAUAACGGACAGAUCAAGAUUGAGGACGACAAGGAUGCGAUUCAUCAGCAGCAACAACAGCAUGCCAAUGGCGCGAACAACGGCGUCAACAGCAACAACGUCGGCAGUAACAACGGUAACACGAUGCCGGCUAACUCGAGCCCAGGCACUCUUGGAUCUUCGCAAUAUUCUCCCGCUCGACUUCCUUACUCUGGAUUAGACUUCAAAUCUGAGAUGAGUCCGGCGGCGCAGACGCUCAAGCAGAUGGCCGAGCAGCAUCAGCACAAGAGCCAGCAAUUGGGUCUAGGUGGAUUCAACCCCACGGCAGCAGCGGCAGCCGCCGCGGCACGAGGCCCAGCGGCGAGAUCCCCUUACGCCGAAUUUCCUCAAUUCGGCGGCGCUUCCGAUUACCUUGGCAGUCCUGGUAGCACCGGCCCAACCGGUGGACAAAACCAGGCCACGGCCGCGGGGACCGGCUCGUAUCACAAGAACAAUGGCACUCCGACCUUCCAGAGUCAGCAGACCAACGAUAUGUUCGUCAGUUCGCAAACUCAGUUUGCUGCGGGCCUCACGGAUAUGAAGAGGCCCCAACCAACUGCGACAGGCGGCAAGCCUGGCAUGUUGGGGCCUAGCGGCGGUUACAAACAACAAUACUCGCCGUAUGGUAGUCCGGGUUCAAUGCCGAAUCACGGUAGCCCGGGUUAUCCGUUACCACCAAGAGGAUCGCAAGGAGGUGGACCUAACCAGACCGGUUCGCAAGGACCUUUUAACACGACCUCCACGCCGCCGAGACCUCCUUCGGGACCCGGUACUUCCACCUUGCAAAUCAAUCAGGCACAACAGCUGCACAUCGGUAAUCAGAUACAGGUGUCGGCGGGCCAACAUUUACAGGUCACGAGCGAGCUGAAACCGGUCGUAUCUGUCGCGGCGCAGCAGGGCAUGUACUUCAAUCAGCAGCAGCCGCAGAAUCAGGCCGGGCCAUCGGCUAAUCAGGCCGACGCCUACUGCUCGGUCUCGCAGUCCCAAACCAUCAAUUUCACUCAGCAGAGUCUAAGGCAGCGGGCCACGGCCGCGGCCACCGGCGGAAUGCCGCAGCCGGGUGCUGCCGGCCCAGGAACACGAGGUCAUCCGCAGCAGGUGCCGCCGGGCCAGGUCGAUCAACAUCAGCACGCGAAGCUUCUUCAACAGCAGCAGCAAUUGAUGCGCGCGCAACAGGUGAUGCAGCAGCAGCAGCAGCAUAUGGCAGGUGGAAUGGGAAGCGUAAGGCCGCCACCCCCAGAAUACAAGGCUGCAGCCCAGGCACAGAUGAUGCAUGCUAGUAUCGGUAUGGGUCAGCAAGCGAGGUUUGCAAAUACUGGGCCCAUGCGCAGAGUUACGCAACAACCUAUGCCACCGUCGGGUCCGAUGAUGAGGCCGCAAAUGGCGCAACAACAGCAGCAGCAGGCGUUACACGCGGCCGGCGGUAAUAUGUACAUGGGCGGCGGCGGGAUGGCUGCCAUCGGCAAUAUGCAUCAGAUGCAUCAACGGCUAGGCUACCCGAGAACCAACAAUCAACGGCCGCCCAACGUCAGCGUUGGACCUCCGGACGGCCUUGGAAACAGCAUCGCGGGUCGCGGGGCCCAGCAGGACCAAUGGCGACACGCAGUUUUGAUGCAACAACAGCAGGGCUUUCAGGCACAAAUGCGCUCGCAAUUCAACCAGCAAAGUCACCAAGGUGCUUUUGGCAUGGGCGGCGCGGGCAACACAAUGCAAAUGACUGCGGCGCAGAUGCAACAUCAACAGUUAAUUCGUUCGCAAAACGGCGGCAUAGCUGGCUCGGGGAUGUCCAACAGCACGCAGAUGCAACAGCUGUUGACGCAACAGCACCAACAACAAACGCUGGCUAUGCAGCAGAAUAAUAAUCAGAUGUCGUUGCAGAUGCAGAUGUCACAGACAACGUCUGUAAAUUCAGUCAACGUUACUGGGACCGGUUCUCCUCUGCAUCCGCAUCAACAGUAUGGUGCAGGUAGCCCUGGAGUACGUAGUCUACCGCCACCGCAGCAGCACGCUCAGCCGCCACCACCGGCCACCGCUACGGAUCCGUCCGUGACGGCCCCUGACUUUACCCUCGAAUUCUUGGAGAACCUUCCUACGGGAGACACGUCAAACUUUAGCGCCCAAGAGCUGCUUAAUUCUCUCGACUCUACGGCCGGUUUUAAUCUCGAUAUUCUGUAAUGGAACCGUACCUACAGUAUGGUCGGUUUAGAUGUCGGUGCCUGGCGAUAUGCCGAUUUUACUACGAUGUCAAGCGAGUAAGAUCGACCCCUUAAAGUGUAUACUUAGCGCAACGGUACCGACGAAUUUCACUUCGUCCGCGUAUUGAUCUGCUUUCUUCCCAUCGUGUUUUCCCUUAUUGUAUCAAACGAAUCGAUUUUCUCAGUGCAUUUUUGGAAGAGACCAUCGACCCGGAUGUCCCUUUUCGAAUCUUCGAUUUUUAAUUACAAAAAAGCAUUGUCUAUAAACGAAACGUUUGAUUCAAGUGAAUUUUAUUAGAGUUCUAAAAGGUAUUGAUGGAAAUAAUAAUAUUAUGAUAGAGGACCGACUCUUUUUUGAGCUCGAUGUUGAGAAAACGGAUGCAGAUUGAUGAUACUUUGUUAUAUUCAAUGACUGACAAUUGCGAAUGACGACAGUUACCCACCGGUGCGACAAAGUCCCACAACCGGUCGUAGUGCAUUCUCGGUCACCGCUUCCGCGGCCGCCGACUAUUCUUUUAGGCAAUCAUAUUUUAGUAAAAUUUAAUUUUGUAAUAACCGCCGAAGGGCAAGGAAGUUUAGCCCUGGAGAUGUGGUAGCGUGGGAUAUCAAGAGGUACGUGGAAAUCGUUCUAUCGUUUUCUCGUCGGGCAACGAUACCCAUUUUUGAGAAAAGACGAUACAAAGCCAGGAGAUCGCGGUUCCUAUUUUCUUUUCAAGUUCGCCCACGCUUGGCUAUAUCGAGAACGAUCGAUAAAUUUCCGAGUGCUCACGUCGACGACUUCGACAACUGCGAUGACUUCGACGAGCAUUCCGCAAGACGAUUCUCCUCUCUCUUGAUUUUUCACGUUGAAAAUUUGCGCAAGUAGAUAGAGAUAUUGAUAUUGAUAAAGAGGCCACGAUUAUAGAGUUUACUCGAUUGAAUCUAUUCGGUCGAAAAAAUUGGUUACCUUGCGCCGACUCGUCGUUGCAAAACGUCCAAGAUUUCUGGACAGGCGAGCCUGGCCGGGCGUUAAUACUUUAUAAGAGUAAUAAUGUAACAAUGUAACGAUUAUAUUAUAUCAUUAUAUCACAAUAGCGUAAUAAUAUAUCGUUAUAUUAUUACAUUAUUAUAAAAAUAAUAAUGUAGUAACGUAACGAUUAGAGAGUAGCGUAUUUAAUUAUGUCAUUAACGGCAUAUUUACAAUUAACAGCAAGUCAAUUAUCAAACAUCCAAUUUUAUGAGUUUGUGACGCGCGACGCAAAAUCGCGCACUAAUCUGAUCGGUCCGUACAUCGGAAAUUUUUACAGUAAGAAGGAUUGAAAAAAACUUCUUCCUAAACAUUGUUAGCGCUAAUACAGGAUAAAAUGGUCCUUCAUUGUAAAUAGAUAUUAAAAACUAGAAGAAAUUCGAAGCGUUAAGAUCGCACAGUUUAGCCGAUUAUAUAAGAGUAAGGAAUUUAAAAUAUAUAGAUAAAUAUUAUAAUGAGAUAAUAGUGAUUAAUGAUGUCGGUAAUAUGCAGGUGGAAAUGCGUGCAUGAAAGAAAUUAUGCGCGACUGAGAGGGAGCGUGUAGUAAAAGACGUGAAAAUGAAUGUAUCAGCGACAGGGCACAUUUGUUAAUUGGUAAAUAUAUUUAUUAAGUUUUAAUACCGAAUGUGCUGUGUCGCGCUGUGUCGAGGCUGCACACAAAUAAUCACGGUGAGAUAGAUUCCAUUUUCGACGCGGCGAACUACUUGUAUUUUCUAAAGGGGCAAUCGUUUCUCGAGAAUUUGCGCGGAGUGUAUCGUCGAAAUAUUCACCGUUCUUUUCUUUUUCUUAUUUUGUCAAACGGUAACAUCUUGAGCUUUAUUUUGAAGAUUUUUAAGAACCUAAAAAUAACGAACAAAAAAUCCUAAAGUUUGCGCUUUGUGUCAUUCGUAUAUGUGAAAUUGUUAAUGUAUAAUAGGUCACUAUGUAGUUCGAUGCUACGAGAGAGAGAGAGAGAGAGAGAGAGAGAGAGAGAGAGAGAAGGAGAGAAAAGGAAUCUGCGAUUAUUCUUCCAAAUAGCGAUACAUUCCAUAGAUAACAAAAAAGGAAUAGCGAUCUGUGGUUCGUCUAAUCAAAAGUACUGUUUAAAAAAAAAACAAAUACACGACAGAAAGAAAUAUUAAUGUUAUAAUAUAAGAGUAAAACAGAUAUAUUGAAUCCCGCGCUUACAUAUACAUACGCAGAAAGCACAUCCUCGACCGUUCGCCGAAAGUGUGCACGAAGACUUCCGAUCGGAUUUUAUUAUCGCUUGUCGCGACUGCGCUAGAAACUAGCAAGUCCCGCGCCAAGUGGAUUAGAAGAUAAUAAUAAUAAUCAUUUUUUAAAUUUCAAUCGGGUGGGGUAACACUAUCUUGUAAAAUAUUGGGGCCAUAAAACAUAAUCUAAAAAAAGAUAGGAAAGGAAGAGAAGAAGAAGAUUAGAGGCUGAUUCUCACGUCAAUACCUUUGUAAAAUCUUUGAGAAAAUCUCGACAAAAAUCAAUUACAUUGAUUUGUCCAUUUUGUAUGUUUCACGCGAGUGAGAGGAGAAGGGGAGAGGGAAGAGAGAACUGCGAGGAGGCGAAACUGCGCAUUGUUAUAGGGAAGAGCAUCAGGGACCAACCGAGAGAUAGAGAUAGAGAGAGAGAGAGUGAGA